Messenger RNA from Pristis pectinata (smalltooth sawfish), 1833 nucleotides. It is a transcript of the gene sostdc1a, whose product is annotated as sclerostin domain containing 1a. The transcript has 2 exons. The record is from RefSeq and is a predicted model, not a curated record. Gene Ontology annotation, molecular function: BMP binding. Gene Ontology annotation, biological process: negative regulation of Wnt signaling pathway; negative regulation of BMP signaling pathway. Bases 31 to 699 code for a protein of 222 amino acids. Lineage: Eukaryota; Metazoa; Chordata; Chondrichthyes; Rhinopristiformes; Pristidae.
CCAGGUCUUCACCCUGAGAGUUCUGGAGCCAUGAUUUCACAGCCUUUUGAUUGCACUUUCUUUGUGAUAGCAUGCAUUUUUUUCAAAUGCUGCUUUGCUUUUGACAUGGGUGCAGAACAAACUAAAAAUGAUGCUACAGAAGUAUUCUACAAUCUCAAGGUGCUACAGCAUGAAAGUCCGAGUAAUUUAACAUUAAAUCAGGCAAGGAAUGGAGGAAGGCAACCUAACCCUUCAGACCUGGAUCAUAAAGAUCGAUCUCAAGUUGGUUGUCGUGAGCUCAGAUCAACCAAAUACAUUUCUGAUGGUCUGUGCACAAGUAUCAAUCCAGUGAAGGAGUUAGUGUGUGCAGGAGAGUGCUUACCUGUGCCAGUGCUUCCCAAUUGGAUUGGAGGUUAUGGCAGAAAAUACUGGAGUAGAAGGAACACACAAGAGUGGCGCUGCGUGAAUGACAAGACUCGCACUGAGAGAAUUCAGCUCCAGUGCCAGAAUGGAGGGACACGAACCUACAAAAUCACUGUAGUUACUUCUUGCAAGUGCAAAAGAUACACACGACAACACAAUGCAUCAAGCAUUGCCAACUUUGAGGACGCAUUUCCAGCAAGCAAGAGAAGAUCCCGAGGCAAAAAAAGAUCCCGUAAGAUUCACCAAGAGGAGACCAAACGUAAAAGAAAUUGGCAUGAAUUGGAAGAUAAACAGUGAUUAUUUGCACCACAUGAACUGUACUAUGUAAGAAUGAACUGCCUAUGUUGAUGUUCUGCAUAUUAUCAAACAAGUUUAUUCCAUAUUUUUUAGUAUGAUUAAUUAAAGAAGGAUUAGUUUAUAGUCCAGCAGAUAAGUAUUAUCCACCCAGACUCCUGAAUGAAAACAUGUAUGCUCAGGAACCUGGACACAUUAAUAUUUUCAAUAGCAUUCCUUACUCUGCACCUUUCAUUUAAAAAGAUAAUGGCAGCACUUUUGGAUAAUUAAUAAAAUGAAAACAUAAUAAGGCAGUGAAUAAUAAUUAAGUUAUAUGAUUCAAACUAGUAGAUUAUUAUUCCCACUAAUUGAAUAAACCAAGCUAUGAAUUAUAAUGGUUUUAAUUUCAUCAUCAAAUUAAUUGCAGCAAUUGAAGCUAUACAGAUAAAUAUUGUUGGAUGAAAUUCUAACCUGCCCAGUGCUCCACAUAUAUUAAAUAUGUUAUUCUCAAAUCUUUUGUGUAUACAGAAUGUACACAAGUGUUUUCAUCUUCAAUGCAGAACAAGAGGUUGUACAAGGGCUUAAAGUAACGAUACCUGGUCAAUCCUGAUAAUUCAACUCUUCAGUUUUCCAGCAGAAAGUUAUACCCAUUGCUGUUCUAUGUUUGGAAACAAGGUUCACUUCACACAAAACAUAUCAAACCCUUAUGAUAUUUCAACUUUUAAGGCAAUAGCACACAAACGUUUAUUUAAUGUUCAAGGACAAUAUAAGUGGAUUAUCAUAUUAAAUCAAAUUAAGGGACAGAGACUUCAACAGUUAAACAAGCAUUGUUGUCUAUUUAUUGUUUUUCAAUGUGAUUAUUUAAUGAACAAUUGCUUUUGGUUCUAAAGAAUUAUUAAGCAUACAUUUUUAUGGUCUUGUCAUGUAUCUGAAUAUUUUCAAGUUUAAUAGUAGCAGAUUAGAAUACGUGCAAAUAAUGUAGUCUAACUUUUGUACAGGUAUUGGCAUUCUUUCUAUACAUAUUUUCAAUUUUUAAUUUAGACAUCCGGUUGCAAGGUUUAUUAGAGUAUGAUAAACUCUUGUUAUCUUUACUUAACCAAUAAAUGAGAUGGAAAGAUCUGUACCUUCUACAGAACACACUUAAACAGAUUUUUUUGU